Molecule: messenger RNA, 2130 nt
Organism: Notolabrus celidotus (New Zealand spotty)
Lineage: Eukaryota; Metazoa; Chordata; Actinopteri; Labriformes; Labridae
Product: UDP-glucuronosyltransferase 2A2-like
Molecular function (GO): UDP-glycosyltransferase activity
Source: RefSeq, a predicted model, not a curated record
UUAAGUGCCAGUACAUGUGAUUAGGUCCAUGUCAUAAAAACCUCACUGUUGUUAGGUUUGCUGCUCUGUGGGCUUCGAGUGGGUUAAAUUAUUGGUGUUUACCAUUAACCGAAAGCAAGAACCAGGAAAUGAAUCACAAAACAUCCACUGAUUACCUGUGCUCGUUCAACUACUGAAAAUAAGCAUCACCUCAGAGAUGAUCCAGUUGAAACUGGUGACACUGGCCGCACUGCUCUUCUCCAUUCAAAUCACUGAUGGAGGUAAAGUCCUUGUUUUUCCUGUGGGUGGAAGCCACUGGUUCAACAUGAAGGUCCUCAUCCAGGAGCUCCAUUCCAGAGGUCACAACAUCACUGUGAUCCAAGAAAAAAACACAAGGCACAUCAAGGCAGAGUCUGAUCCCUACCAGUUAAUCCCUCUUGAUGUUGUUAAUGAACUUGAUAUGGACGACUUCCAUCGUUACAUGACAAGAGUGCUGCAGCUCCGACGUGACUUCCACGCUUCGACUUUAUCGAUUUUAAAAGCUAGGGAAGAGUUCAUAACAAUGCUGCUAUAUACUCACCAAGCUGUGGUUGAUAAAAUGCAAGACGUAUUCGAGGAUACCAAACUGAUGCAGUCCUUCCAAGAAGCCAAGUAUGAUGUUGUUCUGACAGACCCUUUCUUAGGCGGAGGGAUCCUUCUGGCUCAUCGGUUGGGUCUACCGCUGGUCUUCAAUGUACGAUGGACAAUCCUGGCUGAUGGGCUUCAAACGAUUGCCCCCUCCCCUCUCUCGUAUGUUCCCAUACCAGGCUGUGAAAUGGCUGAUAAGAUGAAUUUUUGGGAAAGGGUGACAAAUGUUUUAAUUGCCUUGAGGGUGCUUUAUAGCCGGGUUGCGGUUAAAGAGCAUUAUUACGACCCUUUUGUCCAGCGACACUUUGGUCCUGAUGUUUACUAUGAUGAUCUGGUUCAGGCAGCAGACAUAUGGUUGAUGAGAACGGACUUUACUUUUGAGUUCCCUCGUCCCACAAUGCCCAAUGUUGUCUUCAUGGGUGGGUUUCAGUGUAAACCCUCCAAGCCGCUUCCUGAAGAUCUGGAGGACUUUGUCCAGAGCUCUGCAGAGCAUGGGGUCAUUAUAAUGAGCUUGGGGACCUUGGUGGGGACUCUUCCAGAAGAGAUCGCCGAUGUUGCUGCUGCUUUUGCAGAGUUACCUCAGAAGGUCAUCUGGAGGCAUACUGGGAAGAGACCAUCCACCCUCGGCAACAACACCUUGCUGCUGGACUGGCUGCCUCAAAAUGACCUCUUAGGACACCCAAAGACCAGAGUGUUUGUGGCCCACGGAGGCACCAACGGACUCCAAGAGGCCAUCUACCAUGGAGUCCCCAUUGUGGGCCUUCCUCUGAUGUUUGACCAGGAUGAUAACCUCUUUAGGAUGAGAGUGAGGGGUGUUGCCAAAGUGCUGGACUUUGGCAAGUUAAACAAAGAUGUAUUCUUGGAUGCGUUGAAGGCGGUGCUUCAUGAGCCGAGCUACAGGGAGAACAUGCAGGAGCUCUCCAGACUGCACAGAGACCAGCCCAUGAAGCCUCUGGACCGGGCUAUGUUCUGGAUCGAGUUUGUCAUGAGACACAAGGGAGCGGCUCACAUGAAGACCAAGUCCUAUAAGAUGUCCUGGAUUCAGUACCACUCUAUUGAUGUCAUUGCUCUGUUGUUGUUUGUGGUCAUGAUGAUGGCUCUGAUUUGUAUUUUGACAGUAAAAUGUUUAUGGUUUCAAAUAUUUGGUAAGAGGAUAAACACAGCCCACAGAUAAUUUCAGUCUCAAAGAUCAAGUCAGAAAAUAAAUUAUAUAUUUGGUUUUAGAAAUGUUUCAUGGUUAUAGCUUGGGAUGCAAGCUCUACCUCUGGUUAGUGGCUACUCCUAUACAGCGUGGUUUGUCAGUAUUCUGGAGAUAAAGUUGUAUGUCGGCUGUGUCUGGUUUAAUUGGCAUAUAUCCACUUGACUGGGGCAGUGUGUAACCAGCACAAGCAUGUGGGCAUCAACCUGCAAGGAGGACUGAAGGCUGGUGGUGGGGUGCUAGCUCUGCUAAUGUUAGGCAACUUUACAAACCAAUUAACCCUUGUUUACAUGCAGACUCUGUGAUCUCAUGUUUAACUGUGUUGA